AUGUGCCUGUUCUCCUCCGUGCCGCAUCUGACCAUUGGCAUUUCCCCCCCCUCGCUGCCAUUGGAAGGGCUUUUCUGCAACCGGACAUUUGACAUGUACGCCUGCUGGCCGGACGGGAGCCCCGGCACCGCCGUCAACGUCUCCUGCCCCUUCUACCUGCCCUGGUUUGAGAAAGUGAAACACGGGCUGGUGAGUCGCCGGUGCGGCGCCGACGGGCAGUGGGUGACAGUGAACGGCAGCCAGGCCUGGCGGGACCACUCGCCGAAGCUCCACUGCACCAGGAAUUACAUCCACGCCAACCUCUUCGCCUCCUUCGGGCUGCGGGCGACCUCGGUGAUGGUGAAGGACGCGCUGCUGGAGAAGCGCUGGGGCAUGGAGGUGGUGCAGGUGGCCGACUGGGAGGCUCUGCUGAGCCAUGAGAUCAACCUGCUGAUCUUCAUGAGGAUUCUCAAGGUGAUCCUGGCCAAGCUCCGCGCCAACCAGAAGGGCUACGCAGACUACAAGCUGCGGCUGGCCAAAGCCACACUCACCCUCAUCCCGCUCUUCGGGAUCCACGAGGUCGUCUUCAUCUUUGCCACCGACGAGCAAACCACCGGCAUCCUGCGCUACGUCAAGGUGUUCUUCACCCUCUUCCUCAACUCCUUCCAGGGCUUCCUGGUGGCUGUGCUGUACUGCUUCGCCAAUAAAGAGGUGAAGUCGGAGAUGAAGAAGAAGUGGCAGCUCUGGAAACUCGACCACCCAGCGCUCUGCUGUGCCCAGUGA
Molecule: messenger RNA, 762 nt
Organism: Charadrius vociferus (killdeer)
Lineage: Eukaryota; Metazoa; Chordata; Aves; Charadriiformes; Charadriidae
Product: glucagon receptor-like
Exons: 8
Coding region: 1-762 (253 amino acids)
Biological process (GO): adenylate cyclase-modulating G protein-coupled receptor signaling pathway; cell surface receptor signaling pathway
Cellular component (GO): plasma membrane
Molecular function (GO): peptide hormone binding; G protein-coupled peptide receptor activity
Source: RefSeq, a predicted model, not a curated record